Oryzias melastigma (Indian medaka) is the source of this 4480-nucleotide messenger RNA. RefSeq names its product G protein-coupled receptor 12 (gene gpr12). Gene Ontology annotation, biological process: G protein-coupled receptor signaling pathway. The coding region runs from base 522 to 1550 and encodes 342 amino acids. Gene Ontology annotation, molecular function: G protein-coupled receptor activity. NCBI's taxonomy places the organism in Eukaryota, Metazoa, Chordata, Actinopteri, Beloniformes, Adrianichthyidae. The record is from RefSeq and is a predicted model, not a curated record. Gene Ontology annotation, cellular component: membrane. The transcript has 2 exons.
UAUAAAUUAAAGAUUAAGGAGAGGAGAUAAAGAAACCUCCUCCAUGAAGGACAGAAGGACACAUCAGGGUUGCUGUUAAUAGCUCAGACAACCAGAAUAGAAAUCAGGAGGAAGGUUCAACCUGAAACUUGAGUAGAAAACUAUAAAAUGUUCCGAUGAUCCCAAAAUAACUUAAAAGGUAAAUCAAAUGUGUUUUUGAGCGCAAACAUCAGGAAAUUCAACCAAAUCUGUCCUUGGAAGAGCACCAGACAUGAAGAGGUUUCAACCAAUCUCCGGCAGUCUGGCUCUUCUGGGACUCCUCCUUCAUCAUCAUCACCCCCUCCUUUCCCCGCGCGCCUCCCGUUCCUCCUCGCUGCUCUUCUCGCCGCUCCUCCUCACAGCACCACCACCGCAGUCCGUUACCGGUCUCAUAACCGAGCUGCGCCGCAUCGUCCCCGACAUGAAGAGAGCGCGAGGCUGCUGCGCCUCCAUCUAGACUGGGGGGAGGGGGAGCGUCUCACCGCGUCAAGACGGGGGGCACAAUGAGCGAGGAGCCAGCGGUCACCCCAAGCUGGCUGAGCCCGGAGUCCACAGCGUGGGCCAGUGGAGGCGGGGGAACCCUAGACAACAGCACCAGCUUGGGGACGUUUCCCCCGGAGGAGUCCCUGCCGCCCAGCCAGCUGCCACUGCUGGUCAACCCCUGGGACAUUGUGCUCUGCUCAUCAGGGACCCUGAUAGCCUGCGAGAACGCGCUGGUGGUGCUUGUGAUCUGGCAGAACCCGGCACUCAGGGCCCCCAUGUUCCUGCUGAUCGGCAGCCUGGCUCUGGCUGACCUGCUGGCCGGUCUGGGCUUGGUGCUCCACUUCACCUGUGCCUACCUACUUCGCUCUGACUCAGCCCAGUUGUUGACGGUGGGCUUGGUGGUGGCCUCUUUCUCUGCUUCUGUCUUCAGCUUGCUGGCUAUUACCAUCGACCGCUAUCUGUCACUGUACUAUGCCCUCACCUACAACUCGGAGCGGACUGCAGCUUUCACCUACACCAUGCUGGUGCUGCUGUGGGGCCUCUCGCUGUGUCUUGGCCUGCUGCCGGUCACAGGGGUCAACUGUCUGGCAGAGGAAGCCACCUGCAGCGUCGUGCGACCGCUGACUAAGAAUAACAUCGCCGUGCUGUCCGUCUCCUUCCUGCUGCUUUUUGGCCUCAUGCUGCAACUUUAUGUCCAGAUCUGCAAGAUUGUAAUGCGCCACGCGCACCAGAUCGCUCUCCAGCACCACUUCCUGGCCGCCUCGCCCCACUACGUCACAACGCGAAAGGGCGUGUCCACGCUGGCCAUCAUCCUCGGUACCUUCGCUGCAUGCUGGAUGCCCUUCACCGUCUACUCCCUCAUCGCCGACUACACCUACCCUCCUCUCUACACCUACGCCACCCUGGUGCCUGCUACCUACAACUCUGUCAUCAAUCCGGUCAUCUACGCUUUCCGGAACCAGGAGAUCCAGAAGGCACUGUGGCUGGUGUGCUGCGGCUGCGUGCCUACAAGUGUGGCCCAGCGUGCACGGACACCGAGUGACGUCUGACAUCACGAGACAGGAGAAGAAAAACAGAAAAGAGGGUCCGAUCUGCUCCUAUACCUGUUGGGUGUCAGAGGGCAGGAGUUGGAGUGGGCUGUUGAAGCCCAGAAGGAUGGAUGGGUUUUUUCUUGUUUCACUGACCACAGGGCAAGAAAUCUCACUGUCUUCCCACUUAAGGGCCAUUAAGUCAGCUGCAUCCUGCCCCCUUCUGUUCCUAUUGUGCCACGCCCAUUCUCAUUUUUGCAAAGGGUGAAUAACCCCAAAAGAUACUUACCAGCAGUGUAUCUUUCUCCCCAUCGAGAUGGAGAAGUUAUUAGUUUGUGUGCAAAAACACACAAAAUAACACACCCGUGUUGCGCAGGGCAGGUGUUUUCUCAGUCUGGAGCAGCAUCCCGGCGUUCUGCUGCUGCACCCUGAACGUGCACCGAAAGCUAAACAGCCGCGGGGAGCUAAAAAUAGCCCCCAUGCUCUCUGAUCUGCGUUCAACAGACGCCGGGGAAGAAAUCAAGGCGCUCCCUUUUUUUUUUUUUCUCUCGCCUCUUCCAUUUCCUAUCUAUCUGUCUUGUUUUCCAGUUCAGAUUUGCGUGUCAAAGCGUUACAGUUCAGGAGGCUCAAGGCCAGGCAGACCCGCCCCGUUAAAACCCUCCUGCAUUUUUUAUUAGUACAGAGGCAUCAAACCAAAUAUAGGCCUGUUUGAUUAUGUAAUCCCCAAGUACACCUCUUCCAUUUAAGCGAGGAAGUAGCGUUUACUGUCUCAGUUUGACACUCAUCUUUUUUCGUCUGCAGUUCUUUGCUUUAAUCAAAGACAUCCGAUUCAUUUUUGCUCAUUUGCAUGCGAGCAGCACAAAAAAACCCUUCGGUUGCUCCCUCAGUUCGGUGUGGUAGGUCACAUCCACCACUGCAGGCAAUGUGCCAUGCUUUCCUGAUGUUGUCAUGACCUUAAAAAGCGUAGUUUUAGUACAAAUGACCACAGUGUACCUUACAUGUGCUGCAUUAUAAGAGCUGCAGCUAUAACCUCCAUGUUGCAUAUUUCUUUUUUUAACGUGGACUGUACUGUGAAAUUUGAAGUCCCGGCUGCUUUCAGUUAUCCAAACCCGCUCUCAGAUCAUGUCAGCAAUAACUCGCCAAUGAAUGGUAGUUAUUUUUUUUAUGUGAAGCAAUACUCAGACAGCAAUAACACCCCCACGUCCCACUUUGAUUUCUAUCUGCCGAUUGAGCUGCCGAUUGAGCUGCCUUAAAGGCUGCUCAGGUGUGUUGUUGAGGACGGGCUCGGUGGGUAAUGCUUCAGUAAACGGCGGGAGCAUCUCUCAUAAAAUCCAAGAGAAUUUGACUUUGAUCUUGUGUUGCAUCAAUUCGUAAACAGUUUUCCACCCGCUGCUUCUGCCUUUAGCGAGUGUUUGAACCAUCCUGGGUGUCGUAACCUCCAAUAACAGUGUGUGAACCGUGAUUUUUGUGCAUCCGGUAUGAGCUGCAUGGCCUCUGGGUUUGUGCAUGUGUUCGGUGUGUGCAUAACACUUUUGUCUCCUUUUCGUUGCGUUUUCCAGCUCUGUUGAUCUGAAAGGAUAAGUCUUCCUGUAAAUUUCAAGAGAAGUUGUCUCAUCUGAUUGUUUGCUUUCUGGAGGGAGAUGGGCAGUCCAGCCAGCACUUCAAGCCAAAGUGAAAGAGUCUCUCAACGAUCUUUGAUCCAAGUCCUGCUGUUUCUUUUUCCGUAUCUCUAAUGCUAUGUUCUUUUUUCUAAAUCGAGAUCAAGGCAGAUGUCCGUGAAGUGACUUUUUGAUAAUUCUAUGAGCUAAAAACAGCUACUUCCAAAUACAAUGCUUCUUCUUUCUUUCCCCCCAUCGAACGUCUUUCUGGCCUCAGAUCACGCAGGCAAAUCUUUAUCUUAUUUAUUUCAUUUCAGGUCUGAAGGGGAAAGAAAAAAAAGAGCAUUUCGAAGCAUGGAAAUGUAGUCUGCGUUUGUGAAAAUGUGCACUGUGUCGGACUGAACAGUUAUUUGUUGAGCACCAAAAGGUCAGACGGGCACAUCUAAAACUGUUUUUACUUUGCAUUUGGAGAAAACUCUAUUUUAUUAUUGAAAAUUUCUAUUUUUUUCCACUUUAGUCUGGUCAGACCUGUUCUAUUACUGCGCUGUGAAGCCUUUUUCUGAAUGUAGUAUUUGUCUAAUCCACUUUUUUUUUUUUUUUUUUGUAAAUACGGCAUGCCGAUGAGGACCUAACACGAACCCGCAUGGUGCUACUGAAGCUGGUCAAUUUCUGACGAGUUCUUUGGAAAAGCAAGACAGUGUUCUGGUAGAUUUCACUCGUUUGUAAAGUCAAACGUUUCUUUUUCCGUCACAGCAUUCCCUGAAACGGUGAAAGAGAUUUUGUACAGCUAUUGUUUUGCUGCGGAGCAGGUUUUUUAGUUUUAAAAAAAGGGCUUUGUUUCUCAGAAAGGUGAAGGAACAGUGAUGUUGGAUGUAUUAUUGAUCAGCAAACACACUCGUUAAUCAGUUUCUGGCAUAGACAGCUUUUUUUUCAGGACAAACUAGCGGAGAAUGGUUAAAGUGACUUCCUGAUUACUGAUUUUAGAGCUAAAUAAUAAAGCACUACAGGGCCUGUGAAUGUGUGCGCGCGUGUCUGUGUGUGUGUUUGGGAUGGAGAUAUGGUGGCACCACAGUUACAGCAUCUAUUGUAGACAUACGCGUAGACUUCAAUGUGAAAUGCACUUUAUUCUUUGGAUGACAAUGGCACAAAAAAAUUUAAAGUAUCUGCAAAAUGAAACGUAUAAAUGAUAAUCAACCUGCACUAAUUUAACGGAUAUAUUGUACAUACAUUUCUGUGAACGUGUUGUCUAUUUUUCCAAAGUGUUAGUUGUACUUUUUAUUGCUUUGGUUAGCUCACUCAACUGAGAAAUCUUGUUAAUUUUGUAUUAAAAACAAAGAUGUGCUGUGCAUAAAA